Molecule: messenger RNA, 633 nt
Organism: Drosophila willistoni
Lineage: Eukaryota; Metazoa; Arthropoda; Insecta; Diptera; Drosophilidae
Product: neo-calmodulin
Exons: 1
Coding region: 90-533 (147 amino acids)
Molecular function (GO): enzyme regulator activity; calcium ion binding
Source: RefSeq, a predicted model, not a curated record
UCAUAGCCCAUUCUAUAUUCAUUCACAACUCUCACUUGCUAAGGGCAACAUACAAAGCACAAAACUUGAUACAAAUAAUUGUUUUUAUUAUGGCUGAAUUAACUGAAGAACAAGUUAAAGAAAUUUAUGAUGCUUUCAAACUUUUUGAUGUGGAUCACACCGGUAAUAUAACCGCUGUUGAGAUGGGCAAUGUAAUGCGUUCUAUUGGCCAAUUGCCCACCGAAGCUGAACUCUACGACUUGAUUGACACGGUCGAUCUCGAUGGGGAUGGUGAGGUUGAUUUUCAAGAAUUUCUACACAUGAUGGCAAUGCGUUUUCAAAAUCUUUACGACGACAACAUUCUGAUGGAGGCAUUCAAGGUAUUCGAUCGUGAUGAGGACGGUGUUAUAACACAGCCCGAUUUGAAAAUCGUAAUGACCAAUUUGGGUGAAAAAUUCACAGAACAGGAAUUCCAAGAUAUGUUUCGAGAAGUGGAUACCGAUAAUAAUGGGGUCAUCACUUUUGAAGAGUUCUUGGAUGCUGUUAAGCAUUAGACGUGAAAGAAGAGCAUUGCAUAUCUAGCUUUCUACACUAAUUUCUUUGACAACUUUAACAAGUGUUUGGCAUGUAAAAUAAAGCCUCUUGAUUAUCUAA